Molossus molossus (Pallas's mastiff bat) is the source of this 2913-nucleotide messenger RNA. RefSeq names its product spectrin beta, non-erythrocytic 5 (gene SPTBN5). Gene Ontology annotation, cellular component: cell junction; cell projection; cortical actin cytoskeleton. Gene Ontology annotation, biological process: actin filament bundle assembly; actin cytoskeleton organization. Gene Ontology annotation, molecular function: actin lateral binding. NCBI's taxonomy places the organism in Eukaryota, Metazoa, Chordata, Mammalia, Chiroptera, Molossidae. The record is from RefSeq and is a predicted model, not a curated record.
AUGGAGGUCCUGAUUCAGCUCCAGGACACAGAAGAGCUGCAGACUCAGCGCCCGCAACGAGUGGCCAACCUGCUCUGCCGGACUGCAGAGAAGCCAGUGCGGCUGGAGGCCCAGGGUUUCCCAGACUCCCUGCCUGCCGCGCAGCACCUACUGGUGGCCUUGGCCUCCUUCCGCACCCGGGAGAAGCCACCGCAGCUGCAGCAGUGAUGGGCCUCAGCGAUCCUGCUCUUCCGGCUGCAGACAGCACUUCGAGCCCAGAACACAGGGCCUUCUGCCUCAGAGGGCCUGCGCCCUGUGGAGCUGUCCCAGCACUGGGCAGGCCGGGAGCGGGCAGAGGCCUCACAGAGCCGCCUGCAGCAGGGACUCCUGCAGCUAGAGCGCCUGGAAACCCUGGCCCAGGGCUUCCAGCGCAAGGCAGCCCUCAGGGAGAACUAUCUGACAGACAGGGAGCAGGUGCUGGGCCAGGCUGCAGUGCCCACCAGCUCAGCCACAUUGGAGGUGGCUGCCCAGACGGGCAUUCUGGAGGCGGGCAUCUUGCCCCAGGAAGGGUGCUUCCAGGCGUUGGCCGAAGUUGUGGACAUCUUCCAGCAGGAGCAGUACCACAGCUGGGCAGAUGUGACCUGCAGGAGAGCCCCAGGUGUCACUCGGCGCUGGGAGCAGCUCCUGCAGCGUCUCCAUGGGCAGAGGAAGUGAGUGGCAGGCAUCAGCCUGCUGCAGGAGGUAGAGUCGGCCUCCAACCAGCUCAAGGAGCUGCAGGUGCUGGCCAGCUCCAGGGCCUGUGGGCAACAGCUGGCAGAGGUAGCGGAGCUGCUGCAGAGACAGGACCUGCUGGAGGCCCAGGUCUCUGUGCAUGGAGACCAUGUAAGGCCUCUGGCCCACCAGACCACAGAGCUGAACUCCUCCCCGGGCACCGGUGCGGAGGUGCUACAGGCCAAAGCCCGGGAGCUGACCCGGCUCCACCAGCCUGGUGUUGACCCUUGCUGUCUCAGGCGGGCCUUGCUGGAGCCGACCCUGCAGAGGGCAGAGUUCCCGCACGCCUGUGAGGAGGAAGAAGCCCGGCUGGUGGAGGACGCGGCCCUGGGCCAGGAUCUUGGCCAGAUCGCAGCCACUCUGCAGAAACACAAGGUGCCUGCUACCUUGAGCCUGGAAGCCGAGCUCCGAAGCCACCAGGCUGUGUGCGCUGAUCUGCAGCGGCGGGGAGGGGACCUGGGCGCCCGCUGGCUCCGACCCGGCAGGAUCCCAGCAAAGCCAGGCCCCACAGAGAGCCAGGUGCUGCAGGAACAGGUGGGGGGUCUGCAGGAGUUACUGGGGCAGAUGCCGCAGCAAGUGGCCCAACAGGCCCAGGCCCGGCAGAGCUUCCUGCAGGAGAGCCAGCGACUGUGGGCGAGGUGCCCAGGCUCAGCUGUGCGCGAGGAGGUGGUGGGUGUGGCCUCAGCCCAGCAGCUGCUGGAGCGGGACCUGCUGGAGGGGAUCCACGCGCGGCAGGAGAGGAUGCAGCAGCUGGAGGCUCGGGGCCAGCCCACGGCAGCGGUGGACCCCCGAGAGGACAGUGCUCUGAGGCUCCCAGGCCAGCAAAGCGGGGGGCUGAAGGCCACCUGGGAGCAGAGACAGCAGAGGCGGCAGGAGGGGCUGGAGCUGCAGAAGUCUGGCCAAGAAGCAGAUGGUUUCUCUUCGAAGUGUGCCCACCAUGAGGCCUUCCUGCGGCUGGACAGCCUCGGGGAGGAUGGGGAGGCCCGGGGCCUGCACCAGGAGUCUGGGUGGCUCUUGGGCACCCUGGGCCUUCGGGCAGAGGCUCUGUGGGCACGCGGCAAGAAGCUGACUCAGAGCCAACACCCUGCCGCACACAAGGUCCGAGAGCAGCUCCAGAGUGUCCAGGCGCGGUGGACCAGUGUUCAGGAGAGUGGUCAGAGGAGGAGGCAGCUGCUGGCUUCCCUCCAGCUGCAGGGAUGGAAGCAGAAUGUGGCUGAACUGAUGCUGUGGAUGGAGGAGAAGGGGCUGAUGGUGGUGGACGAGCCCUCCCGGGAGCCCGGCAACCUCCUGCAACUCAAGUAGCACGAAGCAGCUGAGCGCGAGCUGCUGGCCACCCAGGGGCACGUGGAGGGCCUGCGGCGGUAUUUUCUGGUUGCGUCAGGGCUUGAGGACGGGGUGGAGGAGUGGCCGCUGGUGAGCAGUCAGGACUACGGCGGAGACGAGGCAGCCACCACCAAGCUCGUUGGGAAGCACCAGGAGGUGAUGGUGGACACCGGUGGCCUGGGACAGGACCGUGAGCACUGCCUGCAGCUCCUCAAACAGGUCCAGGAGCUUCGAGGAGUCCGGGCCUGGGGCUCAGUGGAUGGCAUCUACAUCAGGAGCAUCAAUGACUUGUCACUGCAUCUCAAGAACCGGGACCCCGAGCAGGUCAAGACCAUCUGCCAGUGGCAACACCAGCUCAACAGCAGGCCAGUCCCACGAUGGGAAGGGUGGCACAGCUUCCGUGGCAACCGGCUCUAGUACCAGCGGCAGCUUGAAGAUGCCCUGGAGAUGCACACAUUGGCCUGUGAGCUGGACGCUGUCCCUGAGCGGAUCAGGGAGAAGGAAUUGCUGGUCUGGGCCCAGCGGCUGCGGGCUGAGAUGGAUGCCCAAAGCCCCGCAGAGGCCUGGCGCAUGCUGGAGGAGCACCAGGGGCGAAAGCUUUUUCUGCGCUCUGUGGAGCAGACGGGAAGUUGGCUCCGCAGCCGGAAGCGGCUGUCAACGGAAGCCUUCUCUGGGCGGCAGCAUGGGGACCAGGCUCCAGCCCGUUUAGAAGGCUCGACGUACCCGGAGGUGUCUGUGGCAGGCUUGCGGGGAAUUCAGUGCCAUGUCUGGGUGUACUGGGUACACGCAAUGGUGGAGCCCCCAGUGGGGCCACCCGCACCCCCCAAGGUCCUGGAAUAG